Messenger RNA from Diorhabda sublineata, 2306 nucleotides. RefSeq names its product transmembrane protein 127-like. NCBI's taxonomy places the organism in Eukaryota, Metazoa, Arthropoda, Insecta, Coleoptera, Chrysomelidae. The transcript is spliced from 5 exons. Bases 239 to 943 code for a protein of 234 amino acids. The record is from RefSeq and is a predicted model, not a curated record. Gene Ontology annotation, biological process: negative regulation of cell population proliferation; negative regulation of TOR signaling. Gene Ontology annotation, cellular component: membrane.
AAGUAAUAGAAAUCAGCUGUCACUGUCAAAAUAAAACCAUUGUUAAAAAAUAAAGAAGACGGAAUAAUUCUUCUUAAAAAACAGAUUUUGCGUAAUUUUAAGAAAUAAAUUUUGAAAUUAGUUCUUUGAAUCUUUUAAUAACUCUAUCUGUAUCACUGUUGAUUUGUUUAUGGGACGUGUCAAAGCAUGAGUACAAAUUUAACAUAAUCUCCCAGGAAGAAUCCACCCAUCUGAGAAAAUGUCUCAAAGGGUGUUGAAUUGUAUUACACAGUGGGUUCAUCCGAAAGAGGAUGAGAGUAAUGUUAUUUCUGCUACAUUUCACAUGCUUACAAUCACUCUUAUAAGCAUGUCAUUGGUAGAUUUGACUUGGUUUUCAAUUACUGGACCAGUAUGUGUUCCGUACCUCACCUUAGGUGAAUUUUUCUGGUUCGGGUUUUCAAAUGAAGAAGAUAUCGAUUAUUCAGAUUAUGACUGUAUAACACCAAAAAUAGUUAACAUGAUGAGAAUUACUAUAGUACUUUGUUUUAUGACAAUCAUUUUUGCAUUAAUGGGUUUCUUUUUGGAAAUUAUCGGACCUAAACACCCAGUUUAUACAUCAUUGAGAAGAUAUGCGGUUAUGGGUACUUUUACAGUUAUAUGGAUUAUGGUUAUCGUCGGAAUCUCUUAUUACAUAGUUGUAUUACUAGAAGUGUCUUUGGCAAAAGUUUACCCCAAGCAACAGUCAUCUGUUAGUUAUGGUAUAGGAUUUUACCUCAUAGCUGCUUCGGGUGCUGUAACUUGCUGUGGAAUCGUUUAUACAUUAGUUCUUCCUUUACAUCAUUCACGUUAUUCAAGAGACGACGAUAGGUGUCUUUUAGACGCGUUCGAUGACGGCCUCGACACUUUCCAUCACCCUAUACCUCCGCCACCAUACUGCAUACCACCACCUCCCUAUACACCUUGAUCCACAUUGAGAUUAUUUUCUUGUUAAUGUUAGAUUUAGAGUAAAAAUCAGUUAUUGUCAAAUAGAAGGUUUUUAGGCAUCGUAAAGUAUAAAAAAAUAAAAUUUUCUCAUAUAUUAUCAUCAUUGUUAUAGAAAAUAAUCAUGAAAGGACUCAAGGAUAUUUUUCAGGUAUAUUAGACAUACAGGGUGUCCUACAUAAAACUGAAUGAUUUUUUGUUGUUUUGCAUAUUUUCUACUCGUUUUCUUAGGAAAUAAAGUUUUUUUUAACUUUAUUGCAUUGUUAGAAAUCUGAAUAUGCAUAAAUCUUCUAAUUGACAGUAUUGAUCCUCCACGAGUCUUCAAAAAUUUGUUAUGAGGAACCUAAGUUUCUUAUUUAGUUUAGAUGGUCUUCAAACAAUUUUUUUGCACGUUUCAGUACGAAAAAAUAAAAUUUUUGAUGUUAUUGAUUAUUUAUUUGACAAUAUCUAUGUCACUUCUCACCGUUAUUAGUGAAAAUAAAUUUAUAAAAAUGCGUUUUUACAGGUAACCUAACCUAAAAAGAAAAAUAGUUAAUAACGGGUAAAGUAACAUUAAAAAUUUGAGCUACUUUUUUCUUUUUUAUAUAUAUAGGGCGAUGUAGAAUUCGAAAAAUUUCACGUGCUAUUCUAUUAUAUAUAAAAAAAAGAGAUUUAAAUUUUCUAGGAGGUUUAUUGGUAUGAAAAGUUAUUUGCGAUACGCAGUAAUUGCGUUAAAUAAAAUGAUUAUUUUGAAAAACUUCAAAGAAAACUCUGAAGAAAUUAUUUUUAACGUUAAUAUUUUUCGAAUUCUAACACAUACUGGGUGUUUUCAAGAUGCGAGCAUAUCAUCGUAAAAAUGUGUACUUAACCCUACUUGCUACCUAUUUUAAUAAUUUCUAUAUAUAUAACCAAAUAUUUUACCAAAGGUAAUCAGAGUUAUUUGUAUUAUAUUAUUUUUUUCUUUAUUAAUAUGUAGAUACGACGAUGUUUAUAUACCGGAAUCUCAAAAAUGUGUACAACUAUCUGAAUUUACAAGAUUGGUAUAAUUUAAUGACUUUUUGACAAUUUUUCAAAAUAAUACUUGAAAUUACAUGUACUUAACCAAUUUCAGUUGUUAUUUUGUAUAAAGUUAAUAGUCCAUGGCCACUCAUACUACCAGAAAUGUGAACCAAUAUAACAGGGAUUAUUAAAGACCUGACUAAAGUAGAUUUUUGUUGUAAACAUAAUCAGUGAUAUUCGAAUUUGACGCAUUUAAAUAAUUUUCAUUUAAUUGAAUAAUUUAUAUACUUUAUUAGUAAAGCGGUCCACACACAUCCACAGAUUUUAAUUAGUAUUUUGGUUUUUCGAAAAUAAAUGUUGAAAAUGAA